Molecule: messenger RNA, 675 nt
Organism: Penicillium angulare
Lineage: Eukaryota; Fungi; Ascomycota; Eurotiomycetes; Eurotiales; Aspergillaceae
Product: flavin-dependent quinone reductase
Exons: 1
Coding region: 1-675 (224 amino acids)
Cellular component (GO): cytosol
Molecular function (GO): oxidoreductase activity; FMN binding
Source: RefSeq, a predicted model, not a curated record
AUGCCCCCAAAACGAGUUGCAAUUGUAACAAGCAGCACCCGCACUCCGCGCCUCAACCCAACAAUAACCAAAUACGUCCAUGACGCCCUCGACACAGAUCCAACAAUACCCACCCGCAAAGCAACUUCCUCGGGCCAUCAAACUCCAGACACAGACCCGCGCCACAUAACCCUCUCGAUUAUCGACCUUCAAGCCCAAUCUCUACCCCUCUACGAUGAAUCCGUCAUACCCGCCAGCCUGCCCCCCUCAGACCCAACACCACACUACUCAAAGCCUCAUACAAGGGCGUGGUCCGCUGUUGUCCGCGAAUAUGACGCCUUUAUCUUCGUCACUCCGCAAUAUAACUGGAGUAUACCAGCUAGCUUGAAGAAUGCGCUUGAUUACCUCUUUUAUGAGUGGAAGGGAAAGCCUGCUGCGAUUGUUACUUAUGGGUCUCGUGGUGGGGCUAAGGCGGCGGAUCAUUUGAAGGGUGUGUUGAGUGGAUUGAGGAUGAGGGUUGUUGGGACGACGGUUGGAUUGCCGAUUAAGUUUACGGGGUUGCCGGUCGGAGAGGGGGAGAGGGAGGAAGUUGAGAUUGAUGAGAGGGAUUUGAAGGGGUGGAAGGAUGCUGGUGUUGAAGGGAUGUUGAGAAAUAUGGGGAUGGAGCUUGUUUGUGAGUUGGAUAAGAAUUUGUAG